UAGAUAUUCUGUGGUAACCUGUCUUUGAUGGGUAUUAUUUUGAAUUUUUAACGGUUUGUAAAAGUUAAAGUUUGUCUUUGCCCUGCUGAUAAAGCAAAAAGCUUGGCAAAGACGUGAUGGACCCAAGCACAAACGAAUAUGUUAAAACACGAGAGAAAACUGAACGGAAACAAGAUGCUGACGAUGAGUGUGAUAAAAGCUCUCCAACUUUUGUAGAGAAACCGUCUUCUCGAAGAGUCAGUUUUGCUAGUAUGAAUUUCAUCAAGCAAUUUGCCAUAGACCCGGAAAAGAAUACAAUAUGGGAUGCGACAUACGAAGAAAUGCUCACGUUAGAUUCAACGCAUUCUUCUGAAAAUGUGCAUGGUACACUGUCUGCGCGGCAAACAGGCAGUUAUAAUUCGGAUAUUAGAAAAGAACAUGUUGGGGAUGCAGAAGAUUUUCAACUUGAUUUAAACUUACCUAAUAUAUGGAUGGAUAAGGAAAAUAUAAGUUUUCCAAACAAUAGUCAAACGCAAAAAGUUCAUUCUUCAAAUAAAGGAAACCGAAAAGUAUUAGCACUGUCAAGUGUGCAAUUUAUGGGCAAUAAAACUGUUUUAAACAAUAGCGACAUGGAAUUGACUAGAGCUGUAACGUUUCAAAACGUUCGAAAUAUAACGCUACCAAUAAAUGAAGCUAUGGAUUAUACGCAAUGUGUGGCUGCCGAGAACCCCAAUAAAGUGAAAAAUUGCAAGAAUGUAACGUUAUACGAUGCCAACAUUGAAUACACUUGUCAAAUACCCCAUCUUAAUUUUCCAAAAAUGCCUCUGGUGUGGCGAAAACCUCCAAAGUAUCUUCUGGAAAUUCCGAUGAUCCGUGCGAAUGUCAAUUUGUCGGUACAUUUGCCGAAUGUCAGCAGAGAGAGCAACUUGAAACAGCCUAAAAUUUAG
This is a messenger RNA of Photinus pyralis (common eastern firefly), 926 nucleotides long. RefSeq lists its product as uncharacterized. The record is from RefSeq and is a predicted model, not a curated record. Lineage: Eukaryota; Metazoa; Arthropoda; Insecta; Coleoptera; Lampyridae. The transcript is spliced from 6 exons. Bases 117 to 926 code for a protein of 269 amino acids.